CUAGUCCUCCACAAAGCAGAAUUCAGUAUUAAAGGGUGUUUUGUUGAUGUCGCAUAACGUCACCGUUCAAUACGAAUUGAGCUAACAUUACAAGAUGAUUUGGGUGAAUGUUUUCGUGGUUGUGAGUGCCAGUGCAAUGGUGGGAGCGUAUUUGGGCCCGUGGGUGUGUGUGCCAGUACAAGAUAAGGCACUGGCUUGCCCUCCAGAUUGGCAGGUAUUUGGCGAUUUCUGUUUUCGCCUCUCUGGUAAUGAGCGCAAAGGUUCCUGGCAGGAAUCAAUUGACGUGUGUCGAGAUCUGGGAGGGGAAAUGGCAGCUCCACAGUCAUCUGAGGAGAAUGACUUCAUUUCGACACUCGAAGAGUCUGAUGUGGCCUGGAUAGCGUGCACCUUGAAUUCACCGGGUGUUUGGGUGUGCGACGGUCGUGAACCUGGCACACAGAUGGACUUUCUUGGAUGGGACGGCCCUCAACCACCACAUGAUUCCAGAAAGUCCUGUGGUUCAAUCAAAGGAAGGUGGCAAGCCCGACCAUGCGAUGACGAUCAUAGAGCUGUCUGUGUUCGACCAGUCGCCUGUGUCUAUCACCCAAUACCGGGAGCAUCUGCCAAACAUCUCCGCAUCCGUCAAGAUACUUGCAUCCAGCUCACCGGCACCGAAGCUGGUGGGACCACGACGGGCCAGUCACGGUGCCUCACCGGUCACGUCAUCAAGGAGUUUGCGGUCCAAAGCGUGAAUGGUUGUGCCGCACGCUGCAUCUCUGAGCCUGAGUGCCUCUCCUUCAACGUCUUGAGCAACGGAGAAGAAUUAAUGUGUGAACUGAACGACUCCAACGGCUCUGAAGAUUCGGAUGAAUUUUACGAGUCAGAAAACUGCAUUCUUUAUCACUUGGAGUAGGAGGCAGUUUAUCAAAACUGCAUUCUCCACUGCAUGGAGUAACAGGUUGAUUGAUUCAAACUGCACCCUUUACUACAUGGGGCAAGAGGCAUGAAGACCCGAACUGCACCUGCUGCUAGAUGGAGUAAAGGUAGAUUGAUUUAAACAGCACCCACUACUUCAUUGAGUCUAGAAGGCUGAUCCUACAUUUAACUGUCAUCACUACUGUACAGUGUACCAGAAACUGAAACAUUAGAGCAGUUUGUCUUAGAGACACUGAACUCAGAAAACUGUUUCAUUGGUUUACUUGUGAACUAAUAUGGGACUGUCAAGGACACAAUUUGUUUCACUUUUUCAAAUAUUACAGCGAUUUGCAAUUUUUGUGUGUGUCGUGCAUAAUUCUUGUUCGAUGUAUUCAUUAUUCAAAUAUAAAUUAGUAAGUUUUUAACUGUUAAUUUUAGAUAAUUAGUUGGAUGUUUUCGUGUGAAAAUCUCCCAUUAUUUGAUUGGUUCAAUAGGCCACUUUAAAUGACGUUGGUACAGUGGUGUUUCACUCGCCUUUCACCUAUUCAUUACACCCGGGGUUCGAGGGUUCGACACCAACCUAGGUACAUUCAGUUACUUCCUCAUCACGUGGCGUUUACGUCUACCCAAGAUAUGUUACAAUUUGGGGAUGGAAACAAGGUUUUUUUUAGCGUGAAUUGAGACAAUGUCUUAAAUACAUUUAUGACCACAAUUGAUAACCUCGAUAUAAAUAACCUCUGACGUUGAUUUUUUUUGUGAAUUAAGAAUAACUCAUAAUUAUCGAUGGAUAUUAGAAAAUAGCUCACGGGCUUGUGUUAAAAAAUUAAAUUAGAGGAUGAAGGCAAGAAAUCAUACCAGUGCAAAUUUUUUUUUUAUUAAACGAAAAGUAUUAAAGAAGGAUGUGAUCCACAACUUGUCCAAUAUUCCCAGCAUGACAUCAGCAUUAAUAAGGCUGAGGGAAUGCGGUGUGUUGGACUAGGAAUCCAGGCUGACAUUUUGCCUUACAGACAGGGCAUUUCUGAAGGCCAAUCCAUUUACCUGGCUCUGAAAAAACCCAGACACUUGCAAAACAAAAAGUUAAUUCCAAACAAAAAAUGGGGUGAUUAGAAUUAACUUUCAUAAGUUUGAAGUAAUGAUCAUAUAACGUUGAUAGAAUAGGAACCAUUGAAAGUAGAAUUUGACCCCUCCUCCCCCCCCCCCCUUCAAGCGGUUUUGAGAAUGUUUUAUUAACUUAAGCCUUUUUUAGAUUAUUUCCAGACUUGAUUUUGCCAAGUUUAAGACUUGACUUAACUACUUUAAUUCCAUCACGCAGCCAUUGCAGAGAGAAGUCAUCAAUUAGGAGAUAUUUCCUUAGAUUCCGUGACAGAUAUGCACAGGAAACGUUUUACUUGGGAAGUUGCCAGACUGACUUUUGCCAUUUAGGAUUCUCAUUUUGAUGUAAAGAUGAAACAGCCAGGAACAAACAAAACAACUUACCUAUCAUGGCAGAGAAAAGUUUAGUUAUGAAACUGACCUGAAAAUAACUUGAAGCCAUGACCUGAUUUGGGAUUCGACCAAUCAGUGAGUCACAAGGUUGGGGAGUGGGAAGGUUGAUAAAAGUGCUCGCAAACUUGAAUACAUGCAGUCGCCAGCAAAGCAAGGAUGAUUCUAUCUAUCUGGGAGAUGCACCUGUCAGAGUUCUUUCACAAUGUC
Messenger RNA from Patiria miniata (bat star), 2586 nucleotides. RefSeq lists its product as uncharacterized. The coding region runs from base 95 to 892 and encodes 265 amino acids. Gene Ontology annotation, molecular function: signaling receptor activity. NCBI's taxonomy places the organism in Eukaryota, Metazoa, Echinodermata, Asteroidea, Valvatida, Asterinidae. The transcript has a single exon. The record is from RefSeq and is a predicted model, not a curated record.